UCAACUUAAACACACUACACAACAUAGAUAAUCCCUUUGCGGUAUUUAAUCGAACACCUUGCGCGCAUAGCUUAAAUCUAUUCCUUCUCUGGUCAACGCUCGGUGAUUAAGGUAGGAACCGAUUCCGACUUACCGCCGGGGCAAAUCGGACAAUGGGUACCAUCAAAAAGCUGUCUUUAGGUGUACAAUAGAAGUUGCAUAAGCUUUGACAAAGCGCGUUGCUUCGAGGUGCGUGGGCCUGAAAGCAUAUUACAUGGGCAUCUAACGACCUAUAGAGUCUUCGAGCUUUUCACUCCGAGAUCGCCGAGCAACGACCCUCGUCGGAGUUUCUCGAUUUAAGAAGCUUCUCAGGUAAAGCUCCAAAAGGGUUUAAGAUGAGUAUAAGUAGAGCCAAGGAUAUGAGACUUCCGCUGAUGAAUCUCGUUAGACUUAAAGGAACACCGAUUUUGGAACAACUUCAUUUAGAAGAGAGGCUUCUUAGAGCAUCCUCUGAUAAUUGGUGUAUUGUUAACGAUGGAACCAAUGUCCCUACCAUUGUCAUGGGAUUGUCUGGGAAGCCUUCUCAGCUUCUUGAGGUUGGACCUGUUGUAAAAGAUCGAAUACCGGUGAUCAAAAGAUUCACUGGAGGUGGGACGGUGAUUGUGGACAAGAGUACUCUCUUUGUGAGUUUGAUUUGCAACAAGGAUGAUGUUCCAAGUGUCCAGCCUUAUCCUCGUUCUGUCAUGGCAUGGAGUGGCUCAUUGUAUGGUGAAGUGUUUGAGGGUGUUGAUGGUUUCCAACUACGUGAGAACGAUUAUGUUUUUGGCGACCGAAAAUUUGGUGGGAAUGCUCAGUCAAUAAUCAGGAAUAGAUGGAUACACCAUACGUCAUUUCUUUGGGACUACAAUGUUAGAAACAUGGCUUACCUUAAGCUGCCUUCCAAAGUGCCACAGUACCGGUUGGAAAGAGAUCACACAGAGUUCGUGUGUAGGAUGAAGGAUUACAUUGAGAGAUCAGAUUUUGUUGAGAAGACAGUAAAGGCUGUGGGAAACCAGUUUGCAAUGAAGGAAGUGAACCUUGAGGAUAUAGAUUCCUACGCAAAAGGAGAACAUGUGAAGAGCACGAGGCUCCUUACAGUGGAGGAACUCCGAGAAGCAAUGUCAGGCACGGCUCAGAGUGCAUGAGCGUACUGCUCAUGCUAGUUAUGGAAUGCAAAACUGCUAUAGUUUGCUGAGGUCCUUGAUUAUUUGCCUCGUUGUGGACUAUUCUUAGAAUUCAAUUCGUGGUCUAACUCAGAAUCCGUAAGAAACAUAUGUGCUGAGUGUUUUAUUUUACAACUUGUUUUCAAAUUUUGGUUCAGAAA
Brassica napus (rape) is the source of this 1342-nucleotide messenger RNA. Its product is annotated as lipoate-protein ligase LplJ. Gene Ontology annotation, biological process: protein modification process. NCBI's taxonomy places the organism in Eukaryota, Viridiplantae, Streptophyta, Magnoliopsida, Brassicales, Brassicaceae. Gene Ontology annotation, cellular component: mitochondrion. The record is from RefSeq and is a predicted model, not a curated record. The transcript is spliced from 5 exons. The coding region runs from base 375 to 1163 and encodes 262 amino acids.